UGCUCACUUACUUUUUACCUCAUCCCCAUCUUACAUCCUCUUAUUCUCCGACAAAUUAAUUGAAUAUAUAUCACUAUCCUUCGCUUCUCUGGACGGUGGUUCUGUGAAGACCUUUGAUUUAAGCCCCUCCCUCCCCUCGGUCCACUCGCCGAAACUACGUUCUAAUGGCUGAUGACACCGCUACGGCGGAGGACUCUCCCGUCACCUUCAAUAUCAAGUCCUCGAAUGAUGCAAAAUUCACCAUCACUCUUCCAUUGUCUGCGCUAGUGUCAGAGUUGAAAGAAAAGCUUGCGACGUCGGAAUAUGCGGAUACUCCAGCGGAGCGUCAGCGCUUAAUCUACUCGGGAAGAGUGUUGAAAGAUAAUGAAACACUAGCUACAUACAAGAUCAAAGAUGGACACACCAUCCACCUAGUAAAGAGUGCUGCUAGCAAUCAGCGUCAGGCCGGCACCUCUCAGACUGCCUCGGCCUCCACGCCGUCAGGCACCUCUGCUACUCCAGCCACUGGCGUCCCCACAAAUCUUGCGGCCGGCACAGGCAACAACCCACUAGCCGGUUUGACCGGCGCACGAUAUGCUGGUUUUGCGCAACUUCCAGGAGCCGGAAUGUUUGGCCCAGAUGGUGGCAUGGGACCCCCUCCUGAUGCCGACUCUAUGCUCCAUAUGCUCGAAAACCCACAAUUCCAGUCUACUAUCAAUGAAGCUUUACAAAACCCAGCGAUGAUUGAUAUGAUGAUUCAACAAAACCCCAUGUUGCGCGAAAUGGGUCCCGGCGUGCGGCAAAUGAUGCAGAGCCCUGAAUUCCGCCGUAUGCUUACCGAUCCCAAUUCGCUUCGCCAGGCGAUGCAACUUCAGAGAGCCAUGGGUGGCGGCGGUGGGCUUGGUGGCGGUAGCGCAUUUCCUGCUCCGGGGGUCACAAACACAACACCAGAGGAAAGCCAAACCGGCCAAAAUAACAACGGCGCUACUCCUGCCUCUGGCGCACCCGCGUUCAACCCAUUUAUGCCUCCGGGCCUUGGAGCUGGUAACCCUUUCGCUGCCCUUUUCGGAGGUAAUCCAGCAAUGGGUGGCGCAAACCCGCCCAGUGCAUCAACUGCGACGGGUACCGGUCAGACUGAGACUGCACAGAGAGCCGCUGGAGAUGCUGCUGGGGGAGAUGCUACCACCGGAGAGGGUCAAAAUCAACAAAACGCUCAGAAUCCUUUCGGGCUCCUUUUCAACCCCGCCAUGCUCGGGGCACAAGGCGGUCAGGUUAACCCUUUCAAUCCCCAACAAAAUCCCUUCCUUCGCGAUCCCGCUCUACUAUCGCAGAUGAUGCAGGCAAUGGGUGGUGCACCACCAGGAGAGGCUGGCGCAGGUGGACUUGGCGCCAAUCCCUUGGCGGCGCUUCUCGGAGGCGGCGGAUUUGGGACACCCCCUCCACAGGACAACCGGCCACCUGAAGAACGGUAUGCGGAACAGCUUCGCCAGCUCAAUGAUAUGGGUUUCUAUGAGUUUGAGAGGAAUAUCGAAGCGCUGCGACGAGCAGGUGGCAGUGUACAAGGCGCAGUGGAAUAUCUGUUGAGCCAUCCUUCUUGA
Messenger RNA from Aspergillus nomiae NRRL 13137, 1577 nucleotides. RefSeq names its product ubiquitin domain-containing protein DSK2. The transcript has 2 exons. Gene Ontology annotation, molecular function: polyubiquitin modification-dependent protein binding. The record is from RefSeq and is a predicted model, not a curated record. Gene Ontology annotation, biological process: ubiquitin-dependent protein catabolic process. Gene Ontology annotation, cellular component: cytosol. Bases 165 to 1577 code for a protein of 470 amino acids. Lineage: Eukaryota; Fungi; Ascomycota; Eurotiomycetes; Eurotiales; Aspergillaceae.